UUUACAUUCACUCAACGUUUUCUUGUGUAAUCCAACUACAUCUAUUUACAGUCACGGUCUGAAAUAAGGUUUCAACUGUUGUAUUACACUUGAACGGAUACGUUUCCGUUUUUACGCUGCCUAUAAAAAAAAAGUUUUUUUUUUUUUCCUUUACCCCAACCAUUUUACUUUCUUUUUAAUAAAAAAAAUGGCCGAAGAUCUUCCUUGGGAUAAUGAAAAACCUUUGAGUAUUUCUCAACUCUUGAAACAGUCUAUGAGAUCUGUAGAUACACUUGUCUCCAGCAACACGUUAUUGGACAAGAUGUCUAUCCAUCUGAACGGUUUAUUACGUGGACAAGAACCUCAAGUGGAUAAAGCAGUUCAAUUACUUGACAAUAUGUUCUUGCACGCUUCCAAAGCAAUGGAGAGCGACAGUGACAAACAAGUCUUGUCUGUUUUAAAAUGUCAAGUCUCUAGUUUUAUUGGUGUUACAUUAGGCGUUAAACCCUUUUUGGAACAGCACCAAAGACAACAAGAACAAGAUUCGGAUUCGGACUCGGAUAAUGAAGAGGGUAAGCUCUCUUGGUUCUCUGCACAGGAAAAGGAAAAUACCCGUCAUGAUCUCUGGGAAGAAAAGAAAAAGUAUCACGAACAAAAUAAUUCGGAUAUCUAUGCCCCUGAGCAUGCUGAGCAUGAAAGACUUCGUCAAUUAGAGGAAGAACAUUACGGUCAAAGUGCAGGUAGUGGUGAAGAAGAAGAAGAUGAGGAGGAGGAAAAGGGUAAUGGUUCUUCUUCAUCUGAGAGUGAGUAUGAGGAAGUGAUUGAAAGAGUCGCCAUCAAGUCGCGUGAGAUUGGUGGGGCUGGUGGGUUUGAAGUAGUUCGUCGUAAGCAAAAGAAGAAGAAGACCACCAUCACUACCAACUUUACUUACAGUCACAGCAGUAACACGUAUGAUAACAACCAAGCACAGAACAAUGACAAUUAUAACAACAACAAUAAUAAUUAUCGCAGACAACCUCCUCGUCAUCGUGUGCGUAUUACUGAGUUUAGACCUAAAAUGCUGGAAAGAUUACCUUGUGAACAAACAUUUUGUAUGCCCGUCUUUUUCCCUUCUGAGGAUAGUUACAGUGUUUUCCAUGCUGCAUUAGCAUCUGCUAAAUCUACCUUGUACGUUUGUGUGUUCUCUUUGACCGAUAAUGAUACAGCGGAUGUUUUGAUUGAUGCUUUUAAUCGUGGUGUAGAUGUCAAGAUUAUUACGGAUAAUGAUCAAAUGGAUACACGUAAAGGAGCUGAUGUGAUUCGAUUGAAUGAACAAUACGGUAUUCCUUUCAAGAAGGACAAUAGCGAUCAAUUUAUGCAUAAUAAGUUUGCUGUCAUUGAUAAUAAGACUGUCAUUACCGGUAGUUUUAACUGGUCUGCUGGUGCUCGUUUCAAGAAUCGCGAAAAUAUUAUUGUUACCAAUAUUCCUUCUGUGGUUCAUUCGUAUGCUCAAGAAUUCCAAGAGUUGUGGAACUACUUUUAGAAAUCUAUAUUUAGGUGGGAGGGGCUGCAAUAAUAAAAAUGAUUUUGUAAUAUUAGCAUCAU
Mucor mucedo is the source of this 1563-nucleotide messenger RNA. RefSeq lists its product as uncharacterized. Gene Ontology annotation, molecular function: RNA endonuclease activity producing 5'-phosphomonoesters, hydrolytic mechanism. The record is from RefSeq and is a predicted model, not a curated record. The transcript is spliced from 4 exons. Lineage: Eukaryota; Fungi; Mucoromycota; Mucoromycetes; Mucorales; Mucoraceae. Bases 188 to 1501 code for a protein of 437 amino acids.